CCAAUUAUGUCUCCCCCCACCUUAAACCCUCCAAUUCCAACACCUCCACAGUUAUUCCACUUUGAACUCUUCAGUCUUCACUCAGAAAUCCAAGGGCUUCAAGAUCUUAUCCUCCAACACACAACUAUUGCGCUUUAGAAAUAACACAAUUUCUAAACAAAAAGUGUUUUCACAAUUUCAGAAAUGACAACCCCAUAUCCCUCUCAUUUGUUAUCUGCUCCCACCUUCCACGCUUCCAACAAAAUGGCUCUCAGAAUUCAUUCUCCUCCGUUUCAGAGGUUCAAGCAGGGGUCGCCACAGUAUGUCAAAGAGCAGAACUGUAGUAUGAGUUUUAGACAAUUUAGGGCAUUUCAGAGUACUAGGCCCAAAGUAUUGUGUGCAAUAAAUAUGUCUGCAGGCCAGUCUGAUGAUCAUGGGAAAUUCAAAUUGGACCAUCUACUGAAUAAGGCAAGAAAAUUGUGGGACAAUUGUCCUCAAUCAGUCAAGAUCUUUCCGUGGAAAAAAGCACUGGGGAACUUUGGUCAACUCAUACUUGACCUCACCCUGGCAGUUGUCAAAUACUUAUGUGUACCUUUACUGGCAGUUUCCUCCCUUAGUGAGAUGUCAUACUGUGCACAUGAAAGGAAGCUUUUUCUUGUCCCUGUUCCACUUGUCAUUGGGAUUACUGUUGCUGGUGUCUUGAGGGAGACAGCACUGGAUAUAUCUCCACAUCUCAAGGAUGCAGAAGUUCCCUGGCAUCUGAUUGCUAUGGCAAUUUUCUUCACAUUGAUCAAAUUGCCAGGACCAUAUUACCCAUAUUGGGGGCGAAUAUUUAUUCCACACUUUGCAAAUGGGGGUUUAUGGAGGACACUGUGGUUUGCAUUUUUGUGGAAUAGAAGACCCCAAAAGGAGACAUUGCAGCAGAAAUCUGUAAAUGGUGGUCACUCUGAACUGGAUAAGCUUUAAUUCUAGCAGGCAUAAUAUUUUAUUGAAUCAGGUGAUUUUUCUUUUCACCAAUGAAGAUAUAAGAGAUCAGAUGAUAAAAGCCAUUCUCAAAAAGUUUUGAAGUAGGAAUCAGCUCCUGCUAGAAGAUUGACUUGUUGCUUAUGGUGGUCUUGAUGAUUGCUAGAAAUGUUUGACAAACAAACAGGGUUCCUGAGUGUGUUCUUGUACGGGUGAAUGUAUGCUUGCAGGAGUUUUUGUUGCAAUGGUGAAAAUUUCUUAUUCUUCAUAGUCUAGCAUUUUAAAGCAUCAUGAGUUCAAAGAAAUAACUAGAUAUUCAUAAAUCAUGUAAUCAUAUUAUUUGAGUAUACGUAAAAUUUUGAAGCUAUGUUAUUCCUGUUCUCUCC
Messenger RNA from Quercus robur (English oak), 1328 nucleotides. RefSeq lists its product as uncharacterized. Bases 184 to 945 code for a protein of 253 amino acids. The record is from RefSeq and is a predicted model, not a curated record. The transcript is spliced from 4 exons. NCBI's taxonomy places the organism in Eukaryota, Viridiplantae, Streptophyta, Magnoliopsida, Fagales, Fagaceae.